AGGAAGGGCCAGGCUAGUCUCCCGCGCCCACGCACUCAGAGCCGGGAUAGCCUCGCCGCAGGGCCGGGCCGGGAACUGCUUCGUGUCAGACGCGUGGGGGAGGCGCCGCCGGGCCGAAGCGCUAAGCCUGCGCGGGGUCCCCGCGUCCCUCCGCACUAGGCUGGGAGUAGGGGGCUAAUCUCCAAGCACCGCAGCGCCCCUGGUUAUUCCUCCGGAGUUCCUCCUCAUCUAGUGUGGCUCCGUUGCACGUCCCGCCCAGAGAGGCACGAGGCUAAUCCUGGGUCCCAAGGGGGGGAUUUAGGGGGUGCCCGGGCGCGAGGCGCUGCGGAUUCCUGUGCUCGAUGCAGGGCAGUGGACACGCUGGAGCGGGAGCCCCGCACUCUCUCUCUGCACCGAGCCCAGGACGGCCGCGUGCGGGCCGAGGGGUCCCUCUGGCGCCCGGAAGCGGCUGUCUAGCGAUGAUGCAUCGGGCAUGCAGGGGCCACGGAGGCUCGCAGCCCGGACUCCGGAUGGUUAAAUGCGAAGAUGUGGAACGUAGGCAGUGGGGCGCCCCUGGGGCUUGGGGCUUGGAGGAGGCGUCAGAGAAGACCUGGAUAAUGGCUUCUCUGUCAAUCUGGCUUCUACUCUCACCGCCGGCGAUGCCCACUGCCCACUUCUGGGACCUACUGUCCGAGGGCUGCCUGUGGAUCCCGGACUCACGGUGGGGACCUUGUCUGGACCAGGGCCCUGUAAAAGGCUGUGGGGCAACCAAUCGACGGCUUAUUGGAAAAGAUGGGGGACGGUCUGCGGGGCCAACCAGGCCAGCUGGUAGCUGGAGCUCUUUCAGUCUUUUAAAACCCGAUUUGGGUUCUCCCUGCCUUAGUUACCCUUUCUACAUAAUUGGAGCUUGGAAUGAGUUCCCAGGCCCAAUUCUGGUUCUGACUUGGGGCACACGAUGCAGCCCAGACCCUUGUCCAUAGUCCCCAGAGGCACUGGAACCUGGACUGGAAUCCCAGCCAGGCGGUGCCGCUAUCCAGAAGAAAAAAAAAAAGGCGUAGGUAUGGGGGUGGCUUGGUCAGGGUGUCUAGUGUCUAUAAGAAAACGAUCAGAGAUGCGAAGAAGUCGCUGCCCACCUCUGGGGCCCCUCCCCCGAAGUCCCGGAGCGAGAGGAAAGGCUAGGCAGAGUUCAUGUGGAACGAAGCCCAACACACAUAGACAUACAAAGGGACCCACGGACACGCCCAGAGCGCAUCCUCACUCUAAGGGAAGGAGCUCCCGCCGGGGCCCCUUUCGAGCCAGCUUCUGGGGCACCACCUGCCCGGAACUAGGCUUGCUUUGAUGGCAGGAAGGGUUCGAUCCGCAGAUGCGAGAAGGCACCAGUCCUGACGAGUGCAUGGGGGGGGGGCUCUUCUUCUGGGGCGGGAGGUAGCAUUGCUAGGUCCACGAACCCCAGGAAUUGGGAAAAGGGGAAUGCAGGAGGGCGGGGAUCUAGGGCGUGGGAGUUCCCAGACCCAGGGUGUUCCGUGGCUUUCAGCCCCAAACGGACGUCUACGAGCCGUGGAGUAGCCUCGCUACCCCUUUUCUUGAACCUCGGCGAGCUGCACGCUGGGCACACCGACGUUGACGACUUGGGGAGAAAAGGGCUCCAAGCGCGCAGAACCUGAACCUGGCGAGCAUUCAGGGGGACCCAGCGAUUUGAGCUUGUCUUGGUAGCCUUUCUUCUCUUCCGAGCCCCGUCGGAGAUUAGUGGCACCGAGUAGGUGCCUCAGCCUCUAAUCCAGGUCCACGGUUGAUCUCCCCAUUGGCCGUGUUCUGGGAGCCUUCGGGGAAGCGGCGCGGGCCCUGGCGGGGGCGUGCGUACGAAGGCGGUGGGAGGGGGCGGCGGCGGAUCCGGGAGGGAUGAGAGAGGGAGGGCUGAAGUAGCUCCAGCCGCGCUCCCGUGCGACCCCCGCGGCGCCGCGGGGCCCGUCCGCACACAAUUAAAGCGGGAUUCCUCCCCCGCUGACGUCGGCGGCGCCGAGGCCCCUCCCGCGGCUGCAUAAAAGGCGCGGGCUCCGCAGCGCAGGCGGCAGUGGGGGCCGAGGAGCGCGGCUGAGAAGACCGUACGGCUGAAAAGCUCGGUGCCCAGAGCGCGAGCCGCCUGCCGAGCGACUGCCCCAGCCAGCCCGAACCCGGUCCCAGCCCGAACCCCACCGGAGCCGAGCGGACUCGGUGCUCCAGGUGUCCGCAGCCAUGCUGGUCGGCCGCACCGCGCGCACCUGUGCGCUGCUCGCCCUCUGCCUCCUGGGCAGUUGGGCCCAGGAUUUCGGGCCGACCCGCUUUAUCUGCACAUCGGUGCCGGUGGACGCCGACAUGUGUGCCGCGUCCGUGGCCGCGGGCGGCGCGGAGGAGCUUCGGAGCAACGUGCUGCAGCUCCGUGAGACCGUGCUGCAGCAGAAGGAGACCAUCCUCAGCCAGAAGGAGACCAUCAGGGAGCUGACCACCAAGCUUGGCCGCUGCGAGAGCCAGAGCACCCUGGACGCAGGUCCCGGCGAAGCCAGGUCGGGCGGCGGCCGCAAGCAGCCUGGCUCGGGCAAGAACACGAUGGGCGACCUGUCCCGGACGCCGGCCGCGGAGACUCUCAGCCAACUCGGGCAAACUUUGCAAUCUCUCAAAACCCGACUGGAGAACCUCGAGCAGUACAGCCGCCUCAAUUCUUCCAGCCAGACCAACAGCCUCAAGGAUCUGCUGCAGAGUAAGAUCGAUGACCUGGAGCGGCAGGUGCUGUCUCGGGUGAACACUCUGGAGGAGGGCAAAGGGGGCCCCAAGAACGACACAGAGGAGAGGGUCAAGAUCGAGAGCGCCUUGACCUCCCUGCAUCAGCGGAUCAGCGAGCUGGAGAAAGGUCAGAAAGACAAUCGCCCCGGAGACAAAUUCCAGCUGACAUUCCCGUUGCGGACCAACUACAUGUACGCCAAGGUGAAGAAGAGCCUGCCGGAGAUGUACGCCUUCACCGUGUGCAUGUGGCUCAAGUCCAGCGCAGCGCCUGGAGUGGGCACGCCCUUCUCUUACGCUGUGCCUGGGCAGGCCAACGAGCUGGUCCUCAUUGAAUGGGGUAACAACCCCAUGGAGAUUCUCAUUAAUGACAAGGUGGCCAAGCUGCCCUUUGUAAUCAAUGACAGCAAAUGGCACCACAUCUGUGUCACCUGGACCACCCGCGAUGGGGUCUGGGAGGCCUAUCAGGACGGUACGCAGGGUGGCAAUGGAGAGAACCUGGCUCCAUAUCACCCCAUCAAACCACAGGGCGUGCUGGUCCUGGGCCAGGAGCAGGACACUCUAGGCGGAGGGUUUGACGCCACCCAAGCGUUUGUGGGUGAGCUGGCCCAUUUCAACAUCUGGGACCGCAAGCUGACCCCCGGAGAAGUCUACAACCUGGCCACCUGCAGCAGCAAGGCCCUCUCCGGCAACGUUAUCGCCUGGACUGAGUCCCAGAUUGAGAUCUUUGGUGGAGCCACCAAGUGGACAUUCGAGGCUUGUCGCCAGAUCAACUGAAGGCUUCAGGCGAGGGCUGAGCCCCCAGCCCCACGCCUGCCCACCCUGCUUGUGCGGUGAUGACCCAUCGUCUCUUCUCCCCUUCCCCCAGGAAUGACUCAAGGCCACGGCCCCUGCACACGCACACUCACUCAGCCUGGUUUGUCGUCUCCGUGCACAUGAAACCGUCCCGGCUCUUCUUUGGCCCUAAGGACACCCCCAUUCUCCCUAGGGGCCCUACUAUCUCCCGGGCAUGCCUAGCUAAAGCAGGUAGCAUCAGCUUUGACAAUGCAGAGUUAGGUGAGAGAGAGAGAGUGAGUGUGUGUGUGUGUGUGUGUGUGUGUGUGUAGGGGAGGCUUUUCUUUUAAAAUGAGAGUUCCCUCCUUUCUUUGUGGUUUUUGUGCGUUCCUGAUGGGUCAGCUGCUUGUGUGUCUUGAGGCUGGUAUUUCUCUCAGCACAGACAUUUAUCCUCGUUUGCAGACCUCUUUGGGAGUGAUAUAGCCCGCUCUUGAUGUAAGUCUUAUAAUAGUCUGCUAAGGCUGGGGAGGCCUUGCCACAGGAAUUUUUAUUUGGGAUAAGUGGAUUCUCUGAAAAUCGGAGGCUGGUUGUCCUGGUACCACCUAGAUGCCGUCAUUUCCCUCCCCAGCCCGAGUCAGGUUGUCUGCUCUCUGCAUCUGAGGGUAGAGUGGGCCACUCAGCAGCUCUGUCUCAGGUCUGCACCUUACCCUUGGCCUUCCUGCCUCCUUCUGUCACUCAAGACUGGGACCUGUUAUUCCCUCUAGGCCUACAAAGCUGUGCUACUUCAGCCCAGUGGUUAUGAGAAGGGAGUGUCCCACAGAGUCCCAGGACACGGGGCCUCGGCACCCUCCCUCCUCCCUCUGGUAGAGAGACCAGGGGCUUCAAGUGGGGAGUCUCAUGUGCUUGAUCCCCCUCCAGAGGGCACUGAGACCUGACCCACAGUCUAUGGGAAUGUCUUCCCAUGGCAUUUUUCACAGCCAUACCCCUCCCAGCACACCCAGGCCCAGGUGAGCUAGCUCAGACCCCUCUCAGGGGCCAGUGGCUCAGACACCUCUCAGGUGGAGCCUGCUGGCCACGGUGGGGCCUGCCAUCCACGCCUGCAUCUCAUGGGGCACAAGCCCUGUGGCAGCCCCAACCUGCCACCGGGCCUGUGGCUUUUCCUUAAUGGAAGCAGCAUGCAUACCGCCUUCUGAGGAGGGGGACAAAAUGUGUCUGUGCACACGUGUCUGUUGAAUGACAGCAAACACUGAGGAGGCUGUGUCCAGGUGGGGUGGACCCUGCUUUGUUUCCCCAUUUUGUGGGCACACGCCCAAGGACACCUGGACUAUGUCUCCAGUAGCCUGACUAGCAAAAGGCGGGCAAGUCUUUCUAGAAACCUACGCAGCACUGCCUGGCCCGUCUGCAGCUGCAGACGCUUCCUCAACGGGAGCAGGGCUUGCUCCUGCUGUUCCUUCCAGGGGCACCUGUCUCCUUCCACACAGGUCUUUGUUGUGUCUGAACCUAGUGCAUCCGUGUCGUCUGUGCCGUCUGUGUCACUGUUAUUGUGGGUGUCUGCACGGUUCCCGGUCACUGCUCUGUGGCGCACCGCUAGAGCGAGCGAAUUAGGCGGUGUGCCACGCGUCGUCCGGCAGUGGCUUUUUCUUGCAUUCCUGUGCUUCCUCAGCGCCCUUCGGGUUGUGGCAUCCUUGGAUCUGUGGGGAUCUUCUGUGUUUGCAUGUUCUUCAGGGUGGUGUGUUCCUUGCUCCCUUGGUCCAGUGCGUGUUCCCUUGCCUGCAUGGACUUCUCUGGUUCUGUGUUGUGUGCUAAGUGCCACCCAGUGUCCUGUGAUCACCCACGUAGUUACUGAAAAAAACGGCUGGGUAAGCAAGCCAGGGGUUUGGGGGAGGUCACGAGAGAGAUCAAUCUCUCUCCCCUCCUUCUCCCCAGACAUAGCAAGAAGCAUCUCUAACAUCUAGGUUGAGAAUAAGUCUGAAUGGUACCCAUGGUGGGAGAGAGCAAGAGUGUGAGCUUGGAAUCAACUUUCCAGACCAGAUUGAGCCCCACCCUUACUUUUAUAGCCGUCUGGGAGCCACCACCAGGCAAGGCCCAGAGCCGGCUGUGCCCGGUGCACUCCUGCCAACCCCUGCCACCAGCCCCAGCCCCUGCCAAUGCGGACCCCAGACCACCUGCACCCAGAUGGGUGGGGUGGGAGCUGUCCGUUCAGGACCACAAGCCAUCCUCUGCCCCUGCCUAGAGGGCAGAGCACACCCCAAUGCUUAUGCCUCUAUCCCUUCAUCUCCCAGCUCCCCUCUCCCGUGCGGCACCCACGGUGCCAGGGACAGAAGCUGACACCUAGCUCUUGCCCUGCCCCUAACUGGAGUCUGUGCCAAGCCCCUCCCCUCCGUCACUGUGUUCACACUUGGCACUUUGCUGGCCCUGAGAAAGGUAAUGACAGCCGCAAAUCUGAUCCACAUGCUUUCCAUCGACUCCGUAAUCUGAUUGAUGUUCCCUCUUGCACUGAAUAAUACAUGCCUCUCUCAGGUAAGCCAUUUUAUAAAAUAAGAGAUAAAAUGCACUGUCGAGACAGUGUUUGCUUCUGCCGAUGGUGUCCGACAGCACCCUGGGCAUUAGGGUGGGAGAGCUGCCACGGAGGCUCCCAGGCCCUAGGGGGCUGAGAGCCCACUUGAAUUGUAAGCCUUCUUGCUUUUGAUAACACAGUAUUAUUUCUCUUACUGUAGAAGAAAAAAGUUUAUUACCAAACAAGAGUAUUUUUAUGAAAGAAUAGGACAAACUUAUAAAUUAUCUCAACCUAUAUCUCCCUUGGAAAUACUUUCAGGCUCCACCAAAAUGUAGGACUGAAAGCGUGUAUUUUGGCAGAAAGAGAUACAUUUUUGUAUGCUUUCUUUUCCUUUUGUAGAUUCCCAACUUCUUUUCUAAGACUGCAAAGAUCACUUUGUCACCAGCCCUGGGACCUGAGACCAAGGGGUUGUCAUGUGGGCAGGAGAGGCGGGCCUGAGGUUCACAGUCAUUCCAAUGAGCUCUGAUAAGGGGCCACCGGGUCUCAAGGGUGUGCUGGGGACCAGGAGGUUUAAAAAAAAAAAAGCCUUUGAUGGUGGGUUCUUUGUCUUGGAGCUGACUGGUUAUGUGGGAUGGGAUGAGGAUAUUUGGAUACCAAUUCUGAGCUUGCUCGAAGACACUUGGGCUACUCUGGCGAACACAAGGGCAUCACGUCCUUAGUAACCCAAGUGUGGCUGAAAGCGAUCAUGAUUUCAUCUAAAACACAACGUGUAAACUUACUCAGCUGACGAUGGGAAUUGUAUUGCUUCUGUACGCAGUGGACUUAUGUGCAAUCUGUUCAAAGGGGAACAAGUCAUUGAGGAGAAACAAAAGCCCAAUACUUAGAGUCCCAAUUUUGUCUUAUUUGCCAAAAAGAGCAACCCCCCUAGAGUUGAUAUUGUUACAAUGUACAUACUGUAAAAUAUGAAAGAAUCGAUGUAUCUUACUUUUUCAUUAUUUGCUAACCAAAGCUGUACAUUUUUCAUACAAUCUGCAGCCUUUUGAGUAUCAAAGGGGUAUACCACCACCAUCAGCCAUUCUGAAAGUGCACUAUUUAUACUGGUACCCUUGCUUCCCCCCCCCCAUUUUCUUGCUGAGAUGACAUGAAUUGUUGAGUUUAUUUUUACACAGUAAAGAGUGAAGAAAGA
Molecule: messenger RNA, 7190 nt
Organism: Microtus ochrogaster (prairie vole)
Lineage: Eukaryota; Metazoa; Chordata; Mammalia; Rodentia; Cricetidae
Gene: Nptx1
Product: neuronal pentraxin 1
Biological process (GO): axonogenesis involved in innervation
Source: RefSeq, a predicted model, not a curated record